Molecule: messenger RNA, 6141 nt
Organism: Lecanosticta acicola
Lineage: Eukaryota; Fungi; Ascomycota; Dothideomycetes; Mycosphaerellales; Mycosphaerellaceae
Source: the annotation of a GenBank genome assembly
AUGGCCGAAACGGAACAGACUCUGCCCUCCUCCACUGCGACUCCAGCACCCAAGCCCACCUCCAACUCCAUCACCACCAAUGGCCAAACAUCUCCCAAGUCCGAGUUCGAGCUCGAUGUAGCCAAGCUGCAGUCUUUGCCAUCCGAACAACAAGGUCUAUAUCUUCUCACCUUCACCGCCGCCCUCGUGCGCCAUGUCGACUCCAUCACGGGCGACGAAGCUACCGCUGAGCAAGGUACUAUUAAAAAGGAGCUCCUUCAGAUCGUCAACCUCACCUCUCCCGCACCGACAAGACUAAUCAGAAAGAACUUGGGACGUUGCUUCGCUGGAAUAUUCGCCAAGGGAAGUAGAAGAGUUCUGUAUGAAUCGAUCAAUGAGUUGGUUGCUAUAGUCAACGCGGGGAAGGAGAAGGAUUUGAAGGCCAAACAUGCUGCUGUAUACUGCUUGGGAGCAAUCUUUGAGGCUGCAGGAGACAGUGCAAUCAGCUUGUCGCCUUUGGCAUGCACCGCUGUCUUGAAGCUCCUGAAGCCAGCUGCGAACGAGACGGGCUUACGGAGUGCUAUAUUCAAGGCUUGCGGACGAAUCACAAAGGGCAUCGCGGUCGCGAUUGACGAAGAUGUGGGCCGGAGUAUUUGGAAACAGGCGCGCAGUGCUGUGGGCAGUGACAGAUCUCUACUGGUCCAGGCGAGCGCAUGCUGGUGCUUGGAGCAGCUCGUUCGGUGCACAUCUUAUUUCGACAACUCAAAUGACUUCGAGAAGCUGCAAGCUGGCUUGUGGAAAGCUAUGGAGAGUUCCUCUGUGACCGUCCGACAUGCGGCGGCAUCCUGUCUCGCAGCUGAGCUCGUGAAGAGCUACACGGAAUCGCCGAACAAAGAGGCAAUGCCAAAGCUCAAACGGCCGAAGAAGGCAAAGAAGGCAGCUAAAGGAGAGGAGCCGGAAGAGGAGAUAGAACGAACUGGCUCACCCGUGCCCGAGAAACCAGCGACUGUCCUCUCUUACAGCUUACUGGAGAUGCUAAGACUUCUCUCUACCCAGUUCUGCAAAGCCGCGACUCCCAACCGGGCACGCGCAGGAAUAGCAGUAUGCUAUGUGAGGAUCUUCAAAGCUCUGGGCGAAAGCGUCGUGGAGCAGAAGUACGGCGAAAUCGCGCAACACUUGUUCAAGGACAUUCUGGAGUAUCAGGGCUGGCAGUUCAAUCAGUUCCGUCAGCUUCUAGCCAGAAAGUUCGUGCGCAUCAUAUUAGAGCGUGUCAUUGGCAGCAUGCUGGGUGAGACAGCUCAGCUAAAUGCUUGCCGCUUUCUGCUCAACGACAUUAUCAAGAACUAUCCUCAAGCGAUCAAGGAGCGACCGGAGCCUUCCAAAGCAACGCUCACUGGAGCAGUCAGUACAUUGACCUCUCUCAUCCAGCGCCUCGACGCAGCGAUUGGCGAGAUCGCGGAAAGCUGCCGGGAAGGCUUGCUCCAAGUGCUGCAGCAUUCAAGCUUCACGGUCCAGAUACACACAGCCCGAGCUUUACGUGCCUUUGCUUUUGCCUGUCCACAGCAACUCCUUCCUGCAGUGACAAUCUGCAUGAACAGCGUCAGUCGCGAGCUGACUCUACUUGCAGGGCCACAACGGAGCCCACGGCGCUGCAUCGGGUAUGCUCAUGGCUUGGCCGCCAUUCUGAGCACAUCAAGCGAGCACCCGCUCUAUGGAUCAGUAGACGUCUACGCUCGCGUCCUGCAACAGGCAACGACAUUGCUGAAAACAAGCGGAAGCUCCGAUCUGCGUGUCUCAAGUUGUCAGCUUCAAGUUGCGUGGAUUAUGAUCGGAGGCUUGAUGUCGCUGGGUCCAAACUUUGUGAAAAUACAUCUUUCCCAGCUCAUGCUACUGUGGCGGAAUGCGCUGCCCAAACCGGUGCCGAAUGACAGCAUCAGCAGGCGCAACAUGCUGGAAUUGAGCUAUCUCGCGCAUGUGCGAGAGUGUGCGCUCGGCUCUAUCAAGGCUUUUUUGAUGCACAACCAACGUCUGCUCACGUCUGAUGUCUCGAGACGACUUUCGGGUAUGCUGGAGAACACCGUGAUCUUCCUGCAGAGCCUUCCGUCCAAGAAGACCAGCGACGACCCUUCCAAUCGACUUUCGAAAGCUCUUCAACUGCAGGACUACGAUGUCAUGGUCCGACGGAGAGUAUUUGAAUGCUUCACACAGCUUCUCAACCUGAGCCCGGCCGGCAGCAUUGAGACCACGGCGCACUCAACAAUCCUUCCACUCGCCGUGGCUGCGUUCUCGGACUCGGAGUAUGAUGCACCAAACUCGCUAAGUGCUGCUAUUGCGACUUCUGCUAGUACUUUUGAAAGCAUAUGGGACCUCGGCGAUAACUAUGGCUUCGGCGUGACCGGGCGUAUGCUUGGACUGGACCAACGCAACCCUAUCAGUGGCAAAGUCGAGCGACACUGGACAAGCCGCCUAGACCAUGAGGCUGAGAUAGACCAAGCCGUCCUGACCCCGAUUGGAACGGCAGCGGAGAAUGAUGCUACUUCUUGCUAUCUCAGGAUGGGAGACGACGAGAAUGACCUUCCUGGUCCGGCGGCUACUGAGGCUGUUGACGCUGCUAUCGCUGCCUUUGGCCUUUCGUUACCACUGCAAAGUCCCAAAGUCCAAGACAGCACACUUGAGCAGAUCGCGACUUCGCUAGGUGCUCUUUCGUUACAGAAAGACCCGGCGAGAAAGAUUGCAAUCACUGCCAACGUUGCUUUAGCCUUGUCGACUGCAUUACGAGUCGCGACUGGAGAUCUAGGUUCUGCGAGAGGUGAGCUGAAGAGCGUUCAAGCGGAGAGGGGCCUCCAGUCUCUGUUGCAUCUUUGCAUGCAAGAUCCCGACGAUUCGAUCAGGUCUAUAGCAGCGACAGGUCUUGGCCGUCUUUGUUCUAGCUCGGGCACCGCAUUCACGACUUCUGAGGUCACCUAUCUGACGGAAACCAUUGUCAACAACCGCGAGCCGCAUGUGCGUACUGGAUGCGCCUCGGCGCUCGCACAUAUUCACUCGCAACUGGGAGGCAUGGCAGCUGGACUGCAUAUGAAGAACAUUGUAGGCAUCUUGAUGUCUCUCGCAGCAGAUACCCAUCCAUUAGUGCAUUUCUGGGCUCUGGACAGCCUUGCUCAGAUCGCUGAAUCGGCAGGCUUGAACUUCUCUGGCUAUGUGACCAGCACCAUUGGCAUGCUCAGCCAACUCUACGUCUCCGAAAGUCACAAUGUCGACACGGUCGCUCAAGCAUCUUCCAAUAUGGCAAUGGGGUUGCCUGUGACUGCGGCAAUCGCUCGCGGAGUAGACGCAGUCAUCAACGUGCUGGGUCCGGAUCUUCAGGACAUGACAAAGGCCCGAGACAUGAUACUCACGCUGGUUCGCCUGUUCUCACACGAAGAAGCGACCGCAAUCCUCCUUGAGAGCUUGAGAUGUCUUGAGCAUCUAUCACUCUAUGCACCUGGCCAUAUGGAAUUUGCUGAAUAUGUUCGCCGCUUGCAGGACGAUGUCGAUGGGUCUUCGUCUGAAAUAUCUAGCUUGGCCUUACACGGUCUCUUCACUCUGAUGCGCCGCGAUGCACCAGAGGUCGUGAGAACGGCAAGACCUGGACUUGAAGAUCGACUGUGGGAGUUUCUCAACUACGAACCUGGCCAGACUCACAUUCAGAACAUCUUCAUGAACUGGCUUCAACAAACCGGCUCUAGUGAUCCAGCCGAUUGGAUCCAGAGGUGCAACAACAUCCUCACGAAAACUUUGGCAAAGGUAGAGCAGCCGAAGACGGCACCCGUCAAGGACACUGCAGGGCCAGACCUACAGGAUGAAGAAGUGGCUGGCUUCGCCGUCACUGCUGGGGCGUCCAAAGAGGAUGAGGCGCAGGCGCCGUCAUCAACACAAGAACUCAUGCGUUGGCAAGUGAGGCUCUUCGCGAUGGAGUGCCUUCGGAACUUGAUUGCGAUCAUCCAGAAAGAGGCUGCCAUCAGUGAUAACAGCCCUGGCGAGGCAGCGCUCCAACACAAGGUCGCAGAUGUCAUUCGUAUUGCGUUUUCUGCCUCCACUGCGGGUGUUGCCGCUCUACGCGUGGUUGGCAUGCGCAUCAUUGACCAGGUCCUCAAGAUGUUCGGGCGGACGCCUGAUCCUGACUUUUCGGAGGCCAUGCUGCUCGAGCAAUAUCAGGCUCAGAUCAGCUCUGCGCUGACCCCUGCUUUCGCAGCCGACUCGUCUCCCGAACUGGCGGCGGCGGCGGUCAAUGUCUGCGCCACUUUCAUUGCUACCGGCAUCGUCACAGACAUUGAUCGCAUGGGCCGCAUCUUGAAGACACUUGUGUCUGCACUAGAGAGUUUCUCGAGAGACUCCGACACAGCGAGCAUUGGAGAUCUCAAAGCGCUCAGUUCGAAUGCGCAGGUCAUGGUGCGCAUGGCUGUGUUUGCUGCGUGGGCCGAGCUGCAAAUUGCAAGCGCCGAGCAGAAGUAUCUGGUGGAUGUCGUCAAGCCGCACAUUGCUCAGUUAGUCCCUCUCUGGAUAUCGUCUUUGAGAGAGUACGCACGCCUCCGCUUUGAGCCUGAUAUCUCAGCGACGACGGCCAGUCUCGGCACACCUGGAGACCUGGAUACCGUCUAUGCCGCAUUGAAUCGCGAGACUCUGCUGAAGUUCUAUCAGGCCUCUUGGCUAAGUCUGGUCGAUGCGAUUGCAAGCUUGAUCGACGAAGACAGCGAAUUCGUCUUUGACGCUCUUGACAACAAGCAGACAGAGAAGAAAGACGGAGAAGACGAGCGGGAAAUGAACGGUAGUAUUGCUCGUAAGAGCACAGGCAUCAACUAUCGCGUGGAGCCUGUCGCCUUCUUCUUCGUGCUCUACGGACUUGCAUUCGAGUCACUUGCGGUGCGAGCCAACGACGAUGAUGUGCUCACCCGCCAACGUAACCUGGACAUACUGGAAGCACUAAAGAAGAUUCUACGGCCUUCAGUGUCUGGAAAUGCCGUGUAUCAGGAAGUUGUUUUUGCCGAGACAAUGGACUUGCUGGAUAGGAUGGUUCUCACCGAGAGCCUCAGCAUGCAAGCCAUCAUUGUGGAGAUCGCGCGCAAUCUAUGCAUCGUCCAUCCCUCGUCGAGGCACGGCCAACCGACGCCCAUCAAUGGUGAAGCGCUUUCGGACGAUAUCGAGCAGCUGUUCGAGCUCACGCGCAUCAUUAUCCUGGUCAUUUCUGGGCUUGUGCCAGGCUUGACCGAGACCCCAGUGUCAGCACAACUAGAAACGUCCGAGGAGGCUACCGGCCUAGUGCGCGGUUCGCUGCAAGCCUUAGUAGACGUCUCCGAGGUCUUCCCAGCCAUCAUCAAGACGGACCUGCACGCUUCCAUUUUCCACAUCUUCGUCACAAUCUUGGGGACAGCGAGCUGCCAAGCGGUGGUGGUGCCGCAAUCUCUGCCUAUCUUUCGACGUUUCGUGGCGAGCAUUGCGGACGACGAUAGGGCUGAGACGAAGCAACAGAUUCGAAAUGCUUUGAAACGGAUGCUUGCGAUUCUGCGAAAUGCUCAAAAGCGGGAGACUGAGGCCAGUCUGCCAUGCGAGAAGAAUACCCUGCUGGCGAUUACCAUCCUUCUCUCUGCAGCACAACCUCUUUUCGAGGCAGACGAUCCCAUGGUACUUCGUUUCAUCGGCGAGUUGCGCGAAUGCGUUGCUGCACCGAUGACUUCAAAGGCUGCGGCCAGCUGCUACCGUACGCUCAUGCUCCAAGGUGUUGCCCCUCGCUUGACCUUUUCUCACGCUAUAAGCUUCAUGCUCGAGGCGCCUGACCUCGAAGGAAUGGACGAAACGAGACCAGUCAUGGCUCAGACGCUGACGAUGUACACCUCCAAGCUCCCGGCAGCGCAGAAGCCUCCGGCUGUUGUUUUGUCGCUCACAACUCUGCUGGCAUGCGCGGCCAAACAGGGACCCUCUUCAUAUCAGAACGUCGCAGCUCGUCUUCUUGAACUUGCUGCUACGGAUAAUACGACUUUCAGACAGCUUGUUGGAAGUCUCGCUGGAGAGCAGAAGCAGUUGAUGGAGCGCAUCUUGAAGUCUCAGAGUGGGAAUCGCGGGUCGAGGCAGGAUCACAGCGCGGAUCGGGAGCCGAGUAUUGCAUUGAAGAUGGAUUUUGGGGGGUGA